Ascoidea rubescens DSM 1968 is the source of this 471-nucleotide messenger RNA. Its product is annotated as CAP domain-containing protein. NCBI's taxonomy places the organism in Eukaryota, Fungi, Ascomycota, Saccharomycetes, Ascoideales, Ascoideaceae. Gene Ontology annotation, cellular component: extracellular region. The annotation marks the transcript as partial. The record is from RefSeq and is a predicted model, not a curated record. The transcript has a single exon.
UCAACUAGCUCGCCCAGUUCAUCUUCAACUUCUGUUGAAACACCAGUUGAAACAUUGAAAAGCUAUCUUAGUGAACUUUUAAACAACCACAACGCUAAAAGAGCAUUGCAUGGAGUAAGUGAUUUGGUUUGGGAUGAAGAGGUAUACCAAUAUGCGAAGAGCUUUGCAGAUGCCUAUUCCUGUCCUGCUGAUGGGAUGCUAAGUCACAGCGAUGGUUCAUAUGGUGAAAACUUAGCUGCAGGAUUUUCCUCUGCUGCCAGUGUAGUAGAUGCUUGGUAUGAAGAAAUACAAUACUACAAUUUCAACAACCCAGGUUUUAGUAUGGCCACAGGACAUUUCACACAGCUCGUGUGGGCCUCGACGGAUAAACUAGGUUGUGCCUACAAAGACUGCAACACCAUCUAUGGAAGAUACGUUGUCUGCAAUUACUCGCCUCCAGGAAACGUCAUAGGCCAUUUUGCUGCCAACGUU